AUGAGCAGGAUGCAACCGGAGCUGAAGCUACGGCUGAAGGCGCUGCAGGCGCCGAUGGAAUCGCCACUCAACAAGGGCCACCAAAGCAAUGGAUCCGAGCCCCCCAAUGACGCCACGCUGCGGAAUACUCCUUGUCCCAUUUGCCAGGAGAAGUUCGAGCCCACAUGGUCCGAAGAAGAGCAGGACUGGAUCUGGCAGGACGCCGUGCGAGUCGGGCCUCGAAUCUACCACGCCAGUUGCUACAAUGAAGUGACUAAGGAUGGGCCUGCGCGCAAUCCAGAACCGCAAGCAAGAACCAGCACGCCAGAUUCCGUACUAGGGAAACGCAAAGCAGAGGUAUACUCGAAAAGCCACCGGGGGCAUCGCCGACAGUAUAUCUCCCUCCCAUACCCUGUACUACCAGCGCUCUCACACCUCUCGACAGCGUUCGUUCGCGAUCUCCUCCUAGAUCCCAAGGCCCGUGAUGCCGGUGACGUUGCCCACCAGGUUGCCGCCGUUGCCUCGUCCUCUUCCAAGGAAAGAGCAGAGCAAUUCAUUUCGAGCGUUGGCAUACCCGGCCCCUGCGCCGCGUAUGGCUCGUACGAGGAACUUGCAGCCGAUCCGAACGUUCAGGUGGUCUACGUCGCAAGCCCUCACUCUCACCACUAUCAGAAUGUGAUGCUCUUACUGGAAGCUGGCAAACAUGUUCUUUGCGAGAAGGCCUUCACUGUCAACGCAGCUCAGACUCGAAUCUUGUGCGAGACCGCUAAGAAGAAGAAUCUGUUCCUCAUGGAGGCUGUCUGGACUCGCUACUUCCCGCUCAGUAUCCAGGUCCGCCAGCUGAUCCAGCAGGGUGCCAUCGGUGAAGUGCUGCGUGUCGUAGCUGAUACAAGCUUCGGGGAUGACGUCGAAAAUACAUUCCCGCCUUCACACCGUAUGGUGAACCCCGAUCUGGCCGGUGGCGCUCUAUUAGAUUUGGGUAUCUACUCUCUGACCUGGGUGUUCCAAACUCUCUACCACACUCUGCCCAAAGAACAGAGGAAGGCUCCCGCCGUCACCUCUCAAAUCACUCCCUACCACCUCACGGGGGCUGAUGAGUCUACCAGUAUCUUGCUGAGCUUCCCUACAUCUACCCCAAGCAAUGAUUCUCACCCUAAGCGCUCCCAAGGUGUAGCCUUGACCAACAUCCGUUGUGCAGGCGAUCCAGAUGAACAGGGCACUGCAGGACCCAACAUCCGCAUUCAGGGCACUAAAGGUGAGAUCCAGGUCUUCGGGAAUCCUUUCCGUCCUACCAAAUACCGUGUCAUUCCCAAGAAGGGCCUGGGAGCAGUGCGCGAUGUCGAAUGCCCAUUUCCGGCGGGAGGUCGCGGUAUGUACUGGGAGGCAGACGAGGUAGCCCGCUGUCUCAGAGACGGUAGGUUAGAGAGUGCAGGUAUGCCGUGGGAGGAGAGUAUAGUCAUCAUGGAGGUUAUGGAUGAGGUCCGCAGACAGGGUGGCUUGAAGUACCCCGAGUCUAUCGAGUCCACCAAGUACCCGUUGCAGCUGUAG
Messenger RNA from Penicillium chermesinum, 1527 nucleotides. RefSeq names its product Gfo/Idh/MocA family protein. The transcript is spliced from 3 exons. The coding region runs from base 1 to 1527 and encodes 508 amino acids. Lineage: Eukaryota; Fungi; Ascomycota; Eurotiomycetes; Eurotiales; Aspergillaceae. Gene Ontology annotation, molecular function: nucleotide binding. The record is from RefSeq and is a predicted model, not a curated record.